AUGAUGGACCCUUCUUCCGGCUUCACGCCCAAGAGAGCUCUUGCUAGCUGGUCGCACGCCGAACUCUUACAGAACUACCGCGAACUGUACGCAGAGUACGAAAAGUCCGCGACGGUCGCCGCGCAGUUCGACGGCCACAGGUUACCCUUUGGACGAGAGCGCAACCUUCACAACCUAGUCAAUGCACGAGCGAAGGUGGAGCAUGACAUCAAGAGGCUCAAAGGGGCGUACCAAGAAGAGUGGAUGAAACUAGCGUGUCAGAAUCUCGAUGCGAAGCUCCGUGAGGCACUCGAACAAAGUCGAGACACACUGGCAGCUGUCUUGGAUGAGAAUCGCCGUCCUCCGGCCGAUACGCUGAUGAAAGAGAAGGCAGAGUUGCAAAAUGAGAAGAGUAACCUGCUGUUGCAGUUGCGAGAGUUGUUGUACAGAUAUAAAGAGCUGCUGGAGAAGCAGAAGAAAGGGGAGAAUGAUUGCAAUGUCAGCAAUGUGCAAGAGGUGGAAGGCGAGAGAGACCUGCUUCGAGAAGACCUCGACAUUGCUCGGGUGGAGUGUGAGAAGUUGAGACAAGAAGUAAAAUACCUUCAGGAGAUAUUCGGGGUAAAGGAUUAG
This is a messenger RNA of Alternaria infectoria, 609 nucleotides long. RefSeq lists its product as uncharacterized. The transcript has a single exon. The record is from RefSeq and is a predicted model, not a curated record. Lineage: Eukaryota; Fungi; Ascomycota; Dothideomycetes; Pleosporales; Pleosporaceae. The coding region runs from base 1 to 609 and encodes 202 amino acids.